UGCGCAUCUAGCCAAUUUGUAAGACGAUCCUGCUACUCCAAGCCAUCAGCAAUCCUUGCGAAGGGGCACCCUCAUGCAUUCCUGUCAAGUCAUCUUGUGAAAGGCUGCCUGCUUCCAGCUUGGCUUGGAUGUUCAACCUUAAUAAAACUCACUGAGGUCUGGGAGAAAAUAGCAGAUCUGCAGCAGAUAGGGUAGAGGAAAGGGUCUAGAAUAUGUACACGCAGCUGACUCAGGCAGGCUCCACGCUGAACGGUUACACAGAGAGGAAACAAUAAAUCUCAGCUACUAUGCAAUAAAUAUCUCAAGUUUUAACUAAGGGAAACUAUCAUUACAGUGAAAUUAAAAAUAUAUAUAACAUUUUAGAACAAAGCUUAACAAAUGGCUAGUUUUCUCUGAUUCUUCUUCAAAAGCUUUCUUUGGACAGGGGAAAAAGUCAGAGGCAAGCAGUUUUACCUGAAAUAAAGAAGUAGCUUAAAGGUCAGAAGAAAAGGAGCAAGUUUUGCGAGAGGCACGGAGAGAGAGCGCGCUGGCAGUACAAUGACAGUUUUCCUCUCCUUAGCUUUCCUCGCUGCCUUUCUGACUCACGUAGGCUGCAGCAACCAGCGCCGAAGUCCAGAGAACGGUGGGAGAAGAUAUAGCCGGAUUCAGUAUGGGCAAUGUGCCUACACUUUCAUUCUUCCAGAACAUGACGGGAACUGUCGUGAGAGCAGGACAGACCAGUACAACCCAAACGCUCUGCAGAGAGAUGCCCCACACGUGGAACCGGAUUUCUCUUCCCAGAAACUUCAACAUCUGGAGCAUGUGCUGGAAAACUACACUCAGUGGCUGCAAAAAAUUGAGAAUUACGUGGUGGAAAAUAUGAAGUCGGAAAUGGCCCAGAUACAGCAGAGUGCAGUUCAGAACCACACGGCCACCAUGCUCGAGAUAGGAACCAGCCUCCUCUCGCAGACCGCAGAGCAGACCAGAAAGCUGACAGAUGUGGAGACGCAGAUGCUAAAUCAAACAUCCCGACUUGAAAUACAACUGCUGGAGAAUUCAUUAUCAACCUACAAGCUAGAGAAGCAACUUCUUCAACAGACAAAUGAAAUCCUAAAGAUUCAGGAGAAAAACAGUUUAUUAGAACAUAAAAUCUCAGAAUUGGAGGGAAAGCACAAGGAAGAGUUGGACACCUUAAGGGAAGAGAAGGAGACUCUCCAAACCUUGGUUACUCGGCAAACAUAUAUAAUCCAGGAACUUGGGAAGCAGCUGAAUAGAGCGACCACCAACAACAGUGUCCUUCAGAAGCAGCAGCUGGAGCUGACGGACACAGUGCAUAACCUUGUCAACCUGUUCACUAAAGAAGGUGUUUUACUAAAGGGAGGAAAAAAAGAGGAACCAUUUAGAGACUGUGCAGAUGUAUAUCAAGCUGGUUUUAAUAAAAGUGGAAUCUACACUAUUUAUAUUAAUAAUAUGCCAGAACCCAAAAAGGUAUUUUGCAAUAUGGAUCUUAAUGGGGGUGGUUGGACUGUGAUACAGCAUCGUGAAGAUGGAAGUGUGGAUUUCCAAAGAGGUUGGAAAGAAUAUAAAAUGGGUUUUGGAAAUCCCUCUGGUGAAUACUGGCUGGGGAAUGAGUUUAUUUUUGCCAUGACCAGUCAGAGGCAGUACACACUCAGAAUCCAGUUAAUGGACUGGGAGGGAAACCAGGCCUAUUCGCAAUAUGACAGAUUCCACAUAGGAAAUGAAAAGCAAAACUAUAGGUUGUAUUUAAAGGGUCACAGUGGGACAGCAGGACAGCAGAGCAGCUUGGUCAUACAUGGCGCUGAUUUCAGCACUAAAGAUGCUGAUAAUGACAACUGUCUAUGCAAAUGCGCCCUCAUGCUCACAGGAGGCUGGUGGUUUGAUGCUUGUGGCCCAUCCAAUCUAAACGGAAUGUUCUAUACCGCGGGACAAAACCUGGGCAAACUGAACGGGAUAAAGUGGCAUUACUUCAAAGGGCCCAGUUACUCCUUACAUUCCGCAACCAUGAUGAUCCGACCUUUGGAUUUCUGAAGGCACGGUCUCAGGAGCAGCUCAUAACAACAACCAAGAAAUCUGGAGACGCUACCAGAUGAGAACCCUCUUGGAAACUUCUGGAGCAAAACCAUGUGUCCCCCUUUCCGGCAACAACAGGCAGCAGUUCUGUGAAAUCAGCAAGGUUCUUGACUGUGGAUGUGGAGCCUGUUGAGUUCACAAGAGUCUGUGCUUGGGUUGACCCUGUUCGUGUGGCUCGGCUGUCGAGGGUGCCACUCACUGUCAUGCUUUCAAAAGGAAAGGAACCGCUCAGCUCCCUGUGCUUCAAACUACUACUGGAUCUUACUUUGGAACUAUGAUACAUAGGGCUUGUUUCAGGCAAAACUGAAAAAAGAAGAACACGAACCAACAACAAAAAAAGAAUGCCCGUGAAGAAGGAAGCAGGCCUGCUACCAUCCCGUGGGAAAGACGUAUCACACCAGUGAGAUGGUGGUAUUUCUAUGCAAACCUACUAACAAUACGUUUAUACUAUUGCACAAUUUUAGUACAAGUUCAGGAGGCACAGCAUCCAUCGCUCUCUGAGUUGGCUCCAUGUUAAUGAAUCUCAGAAGUCAUGCUUGCUCAUUGAUUUCAGUUAACCCGUCUUCAAAUGUAAACUCCAUGUUGUUAAGUCAUAAUGAAUUGUAGUGCAUGAAGGCUAACAGUGUGAUGUCGAGACAGACUCCGUUACUCUUUGAUUUUUUUUUAUACAGUCCCCAGAAGAAGAAAAAAAGAACAUUAUCAAGUAUGGAACUAUCCGGUAAAAAAGUUAACCCCUCCCCACUACAGUUUUCAUUUGCUCUAAAAACUGACUGACUGAUAUAAAAAAUAUAUAUUUAUAGCCUGAGUAAAGUUUAACGAAUGUGAAAUUUAUCAUCAAGCUCUUAAAAUAAUAUACAUGCAUUUAAUAUUUCCCAUGAUAUUAUACAUGAAAGCAGUUUUUUUUAGAGUGUAUUAAACUGAAGUAAAACCAAGUAAACUGGAACAGUUUAUUUUACAGUAUUUUCUUGCAUGUGUACAUGUGAGUGUAACUACAUUAUUUUUAAAUAAUGAUCUUCACCCUGUUAUUUCAUGCUAAUUUAAUUUUUUCUAACUAACUGAAACAUGCUUUCCAAAUUUACCCCGUUCCAGUUUCCAUAAAAGAUACACUUUGAAGUCUAUGAAAAAUAAAAGAAUUAUAUUGUAUAUAGUGUGUUUAUAUCCACAGGAAACCUAAUAGUUGUUUAAUCUGGAAUAUGCAACAUUGCUCUUAAUUGAUGCCAAUAAACAUAAGUUUUUAAAGAAAUCUACUACACUACUUUAUGAAAUACAUAUUUCUCCAUGUUUUUCUCCCUCCGUCUGUUUUUCUUGAGCAGUUUCAGAUUUUAAAAAAUUAUUAGUGAUAAAAAUUGGCAAAACUCUGUAUUAUACAUAAGGGAAAUACA
Pipistrellus kuhlii (Kuhl's pipistrelle) is the source of this 3452-nucleotide messenger RNA. It is a transcript of the gene ANGPT1, whose product is annotated as angiopoietin 1. Gene Ontology annotation, biological process: angiogenesis; Tie signaling pathway. NCBI's taxonomy places the organism in Eukaryota, Metazoa, Chordata, Mammalia, Chiroptera, Vespertilionidae. The coding region runs from base 538 to 2028 and encodes 496 amino acids. Gene Ontology annotation, molecular function: receptor tyrosine kinase binding. The transcript is spliced from 9 exons. The record is from RefSeq and is a predicted model, not a curated record.